AUGGUUUCUCCUUCGGGCGGCAGGAAGGAGUCAGAGGAGCUGGAGAUCUGGAUCUGGAGAUCCAUGCACGUCAGCCGCGCGUCCCCGGGCAUGCGUGGCCCUGACAAGGUGUGCAAAACUUGUGCUGCCCCCAGCUAUGCCCCUUGGUGCCCCGCCUGCCAGAACCUGCAGCCCGAGUGGGAGAAGUUUGCCGAGUGGGGCGAGGACCUGGAAGUGACCAUUGCCAAAGUGGAUGUCACGGAGCAGCCGGGGUUAAGUGGACGAUUUGUCAUAACAGCUCUUCCCACCAUCUAUCACUGUAAAGAUGGAGAGUUCAGGAGAUACCAGGGUGCAAGAACUAAAACUGAUUUCAUAAAUUUCAUCAGUGACCAGGAAUGGAAAUCUAUCGAACCGGUUUCAUCAUGGUUUGGUCCUUCUUCUUUCCUGAUGAGCAGUAUGUCAGCUUUGUUCCAGUUGUCAAUGUGGAUCAGGCACUGCCAUGGUUAUUUAACAGAAAAUGUUGGAAUACCAGUCUGGGGCUCAUAUGCCGUUUUUGCGUUGGCAACUCUAUUCUCGGGACUGAUACUGGGACUUAUAAUGGUGUUCUUAGCAGACUGUAUCUGUCCAUCCAAAAGGCACAGACCACCGCAGUACCCUCACUCAAGAAAGCUAGCUCCAGAGUCCGCUCAGCUGCUGAAAAAACUGGAUGAAGAGCAAGAAGCAGAUGAGGAAGAUAUCUCAGAUGAUGAAACGGAGGGUAAAGAGGUGUCUGACAGAAACUCGUCACCGAAUGCUGUAAGGCAGCGCCCAGUGAACACUGCUGCUACGGUGGAUAAAUCUUAGCUUUGUUUGCAUGCAGGAUUAGUGUUUGAGUCACCAGCUCAAAAGGAGAUAAAUGUCAAAUCCUUCAGCUUGAAGAGAAGAAUGAUUCCUGUCAUGGUAAUAAUGAUGCAUUUCAUGAAUUCAGGAAAAAAAAAAAAGUUUGGCAUCAGGUAUUGAAAACAAACAUGCUGUUGGAAACGGCUGAAACUUCUCCUGUCUGUGCACAGAGAGGCGCCAAGAAAUAAUUUAUGUGGCUUCUUGAAUGACUUGUUCUAUAGGGAAUUUUUUUUUUUUAACAGAAUGUAAACCAGUGUACUUGUUGCAUUAGGGAGCAUUAGCAAGGAAAAUGCACUAACCUGUUUGCUGUUCAAGCAUUCAAAAAGGUUGCUCGGUAUAAAUGUAUCUAUUGUGCUCUGAAGAAAUGCUGAGGGGAAAAGUUUCCUUCAGUUAUGGGACGUGUUCCAGGCUUUUUAUGUGACAAAAACUGCUUUCUGCUAUGACAAUGAGUGCUACCCCCCCACCCCCAAUCUUUCUUCUUCCAAAGACAUGAAAGUUGCUGUCUUCAUUUAGAGGAGCAGAAGUUGCCCUCUGAACAAAAGCUAGAGAGCUUGUCUUUGCCAUCCUCCCAGGUGAAGUUACCACAAACGGCUCUGUGUAGUGUGGAUCCUCUGGCUGACCAGAAACCUGCUAUUUGCAUCGAUUUCUUUUAGAAAAGGCUGUAGAAAACUGUAUGAGCUUCUUGGCGAAGUAAUUCUUCUCUAGAAAAAAUUACAAGUAGCACCGUGAAGUCGUGUUUGUCUCUGACUCCGAUUCAGAUGGGAAUAGUUUACACGCAGGGUUCUCUGCUGAAUGAGAAAUCCUAUGCAUUCAUCCUGCUGGAUGGCAGUAGGACUCUGCUUAUUUUUAAUAUAUCAUCAGUAAUUACUGCUUAAUCAAAUUUUACUGCAAAUCCGGUCAGGCUGUACCUGGUCUGAAGUUGAAAUAACUGCUGCUUAAUUUCUUUUGCAGACAGAGAUCCUUUUCUGUUUUUACAAAACCAUCUUGAAACAAUAUACCCUCAUACUUUCUUUAAAAAAAUGUAGCUUACUGUUUUCUGUAUGGUGUUUGUUUUCACUGCAUAGAAAUAAAAAGAAUGCACACGUGCAUCGGACCAGUGUUAUCUUGCAUCGCUUGUAAAGACUUUUUCAUAUUCUUCCAGUUAAUUUCCAAAGUAUUUGUAAGGGAAGGGUUAGCCUAAUGCUGAGCACACUUAGGUUUUUUGACAAGCCUGUUCUUGCUGGUUUUUUUUGUUUUGGUUUGGGUAAUUUUGGUUUUUUAGUUGUGUUGGUUUGGGGUUUUUUUUUUUUUUUACGUUGUUCAUCUGAGUGGGUUUGCGGGACUGGCAGUUGAUAAAUCUGUGUCAAUAGUAAACUUGGCCGUGAGUAAUUAAGACUGCAAACAUAGAAAUGCUCUUGAUGUUUUCACUGCAGCCUGGCUCUCUAAAGCCAGGCUCUCCUAGUGAUUAUUAAGAAGACAGAGCAUCAGACAAGGAGCUUAGAGCGAACUCUGCGGGAUAUGAAAGAAACAUUGGGGAAAACUUCAGAGCUCUUGCGGGUGAAUUGGCUCGUAAAGCUGUUUAAGACUAAGCUGUGGCUUUUGUCAGUCUUGAAUGCUUUGUCAGUUGCAUUUUAAGUAUAUCUGAUAGAUCCUAAUUCAUCCUCCAUUUUAUGAAUAGAAAAAAAGUGAUUCAGCUACCCAAGUAUCUGCGUGAAUCUUCCAACAAGUUCUUAGAUGAGUAAGAGGAGUUGUUACGUGUGUCCUGGAACGUCCUCCUUUGACUCUUUCUUUCUUUCUUUUUUCUUUUUCUUAACAUUGGUGCUCCGGAAUGACUUACGAUUUCGGUGCUGGGCUAUGUGUUAGGAAGAUAAUAACUGAUGCUUGAAAGGGCUUUUUUUUUUUUUUUUUUUUUUU
Molecule: messenger RNA, 2751 nt
Organism: Egretta garzetta (little egret)
Lineage: Eukaryota; Metazoa; Chordata; Aves; Pelecaniformes; Ardeidae
Gene: TMX1
Product: thioredoxin related transmembrane protein 1
Exons: 8
Coding region: 1-822 (273 amino acids)
Source: RefSeq, a predicted model, not a curated record